AUGAAGGACAGCACGGCACUCUACAGAACGUUUUCCGGUCCUUCGGAACAGCUGCGUUUGGUUCAGAAUUCGAUUCUGCGUCGAUUGGAACAGAUUCAAACCACCGGAAAACGUUUCGUGAAAAAAAAAUGGCCGAUAUUGGGUCCAUUGUCGGUUGGUCUACGUGAUGAAAGAGAGCACGCCGCUCUCCAGAACGUUUUCCGGUCCCUCGGAACAGCUGCAUUUGAAUCGGAAUCCGAUUGUUCGUUGAGGGGAAAUUUCCGGAGCGCCGGAAAAAGUUUGCCUGGUGGAAAUAAACAGCUGAUGGGAUAUUCGGAUUGGGCCGAGCAUUCUUGUUGGAAAACGUUGUGUUUAUGGUUUGAACAGCGAAAACGACAACAAUUAAACGUUACAAUGAGUACAACCCAACCAGAAGUGUAUCCAAAUAAUAAAAAACCUAAUUCCAACUUCUAUUACAAAAUGUACGAAUAG
Molecule: messenger RNA, 471 nt
Organism: Adineta ricciae
Lineage: Eukaryota; Metazoa; Rotifera; Eurotatoria; Adinetida; Adinetidae
Source: the annotation of a GenBank genome assembly